AUGGAUACCGAUUCGGUUCACGAAGAUAAUGUUUCUCUUGACGAUGUUGGAACUCGUGAUCCGGAUGUCGAAUCAAGUAAACUUGACAUAGUUGUAGAGGCAUCUUCUAAUGGAGACAUAAGUAGAGAAUUAGAAACUGCAGGCAGGAUUCUGACAAGAGUUGAAUUAGAUUUGGCUUGUGUUGCAGAGAAGUUGGUUAACUUAAGUGUGCUUAUGAUGCACGUGGCAACCAAGGAAACUGAUAUUGAAGCCUUUGCCUCAUCUAAUGAGGUGUUGGCUGAUUCAGUAGAGAAAGCUUUGGAAUUCAAUUUCUUGUCCGGGAUUUUGGUUGCUGAGGCAAUGGAAUUGGAUAAGUUCAUGACAGCUAUACAAACAGAUAUUGUUGAGGUUGGUGAAAUAAUAUCAUCAAAUGGACCAGGGAAAACUUUCAUGGCAAUGAAAGAAAAACUGCAUGAUUCUCAAGAAUCAUUGAAGCAGUCACAAGAUCAAGUCUCAGAAAUUAGGGCACAAUCUGCUAAGUUUCAGAGGAUACUGUCAUGUCUGCAUGGAGAAGAAAAUUGGAAUGCUGACAAGGGAUCAAACUUCUUAGAAGAUGACCAACUGUCAAGCAUGAGUUCAAAGAUCAACAUGAAAACUGCAGAACAACAAAGGCAUUUCUUGAGGAUGCUGGAGAAGUCUUUGGCAAGAGAGAUGGACCUUGAAAAGAACCUAACUGAAUCAAGACAACUUGAAGAAGAGCUGAAAGAUAGAGUACUCUCUAUGGAGCAAGAAGUACUCUUCAUGGAGGAAGAAAUGAUGGAUAUUUGUGAAAAAUGGUUUGGAUCAGAAAAUGCUGCUGAGGUUUUGAUGGGAAUUUCAAAAGAACUACUGGGUCGGCUCCAAUUAUUCCAUUUAAAUUUGAACGGUUCUAUUCAGAGAGAAGCUGAGUUAAGAUCAAAGCUUGAAAAUUCUAUUGAGCAGCAGGAAGCCAAAGAAAUUGCUUUGCAAAAGUUAGAUAGCAGCAAUACAAAACUCAGUCUGCUUGUAGCACAGACUGAUAGCUUAAAAACAAGCUUGUCAGAAGCUGAAAAUAAUUUAGUCCUUGCUAAUUCUGAGGCCUUCACUUUGAGGGAGAAAGUGACUUCACUUGAAAACCAGCUGAGAGAAUCUGAAUUUCAGCUGUCGAGUGCAAAGGUAUCUGUGGAUGGAACUCAGGAGCAGCAUGAUGCUUCGCUUUCUGAAAUCAAAGGAAUGGAAAAUGUAAUUGAUGACGUGAAAGAAAAACUAUCUAAAGCAGAAAGUAGGGCAGACAAUGCAGAAGCCAAGUUAAACUUAUUGGAAGAGACUAAUACGAAACUUAAUGAGGAGUUGGGUCAUCUUAAAGACACUUCUGAGAAGGUUGAUUCAUUGGAGAGACAGAUGAGGGAAUCCGAUUUUAUGCUCCAACAUGCAGUGGCAUCUGCUGAAGCCAGUCAGGAGAAGCAAAGUAUGUUGCAUGCUACAAUUAGAGAUAUGGAAAAUUUAAUUGAGGGCUUGAAGUCAAACGUUUCGAAAGCUGAAAGCCGGGCAGACAGUGUGGAGGAUAAGUGCAUCAUAUUAUCUGAAACUAAUGCAGAUCUAAAUGAAGAAUUGAGUUUCUUAAGGGGUCGACUUGAAUGCUUGGAGGCUUCUUUGAAUCGAGCAGAGGAAACAAAAAUGGCAACCGCAAAAGAUAUCUGCUUUCAGACUAAAGUAAUAACAGAUUUGGUGAUGCAGCUCGCCAUUGAAAGAGAGCGCCUUCAUAAACAGAUAGCAUCAUUAGCACUGCAGAAUCAAACUCUGGUGGUGAAGUUACAGAAGACAAGUAAAGAUGCCUUUGUAGAUAUCAAGUAUCAUAACAAAGGAAGUGGUGAAAAGUUCUUGUCCCCUGACCAUGAUGCAACCAAAUUCUCAGCUACUAUUUCUGAGUUGGACGAGGCCCAGAAAAAUGGACCUGCUAGUGAAACUAAAGUGGCACCUGCAGAUUCCAUAUCCGAGCUUGAGACCGUGAGAAGAAUAGAUGCAGGACUGCUAAACUUUAAGCAUGUUUUCAUGGUGAUGUUUAUAUUAUUGAUUUCAGCAAUAGUUUACUGGUGUCAGCCACAGAGGCUUCCAUUAUGGUGA
Molecule: messenger RNA, 2121 nt
Organism: Dovyalis caffra
Lineage: Eukaryota; Viridiplantae; Streptophyta; Magnoliopsida; Malpighiales; Salicaceae
Source: the annotation of a GenBank genome assembly